Messenger RNA from Thyridium curvatum, 1533 nucleotides. RefSeq lists its product as uncharacterized. NCBI's taxonomy places the organism in Eukaryota, Fungi, Ascomycota, Sordariomycetes, Thyridiales, Thyridiaceae. The transcript is spliced from 2 exons. The record is from RefSeq and is a predicted model, not a curated record. The coding region runs from base 1 to 1533 and encodes 510 amino acids. Gene Ontology annotation, molecular function: iron ion binding; oxidoreductase activity, acting on paired donors, with incorporation or reduction of molecular oxygen; monooxygenase activity.
AUGUUUGUGCCUCAACUGCAUCUAGGGGCUUGGGGCCUGUGUGCCCUGGUCAUCCUCAUUCUUGCCCGUGUACUUGUGCGACGGCUCCAGAUCUUGCACUUCAAGCGCCAGACAGGUGCCCAGCAUGCGCGAAACUUGGACAGACCCAUGGGCCUGUUUGGCCUGAAGUUCGCCGCGUUGACCAUCAGGGAGGUCAAGGCCGGGAGGCUGUUCGCCCUGUUGACCGAGAACCUGCGGGUGUCGGGCCCGACGUACCAGACCGUCGUGCUCGGCCGGACGACGCUCAACACCGUCGACGUGGACAACGCGCGCAGCAUCCUGACCAACGUCACCGACUACGGCGUCUCGAACCGCAUGGGCCCCGGCGGGUGGGCCCCCUUCGCCGACGGCGGCAUCUUCGUCUCGGACGGCCACGAGUGGCAGGCCGGGCGCGCCAUGGUCCGGCCGGCGCUCUCGCGCGCCGAGAUCAGCCAGCUGGACAAGGUCGAGACGCACGUCGCGGCCCUCGUCCGGCGCAUCCCGCGCGACGGCCACACCGUCGACCUCCAGGCCCUGUUCCUCGACAUGACGCUCGACAGCGCCAUGGACUUCCUGCUCGGCGUCGGCACGACCGAGAGCCUGACGGCCGCCGAGGCCGCCGACAAGGCGGCGUUCGCGCGCGCCGUCGACUACUGCGGCGACCAGCUCAUGGUCCGCAUGCGCACGCCGCCCGUGGUCCGCAAGCUCUUCUUCAGAGAGGAGAGGAAGUUCGUCGAUGCCGCGCUCGCGAGCCGAGAUUACAUCACGCAGAUCGUAGCCAAGCAGGCGGCCAAGAUCGAGCUGGAGAAGGACCAGUCUGGCGACAGCAAGGGAUACAUAUUAGCUGAUGAGCUACUACGAGUGACGAAGGGUGACCAGGAGGAGACACGGCGGCAGGUCGCGAGCGUGCUGAUAGCUGCUCGCGAUACGACAGCUCUGCUGCUGUCCCACGCCUUCUUUGCCCUGGCUCGCCAUCCCGACAUAUGGGCCAAGUUGCAGAAGGAGGUGGCGGAGCUCGGCGGCCGAAAACCGUCCUAUGAGGACCUGAAGAGCAUGCGUUACCUCAAAUAUGUGCUCAACGAGACUCUUCGCUUCUACGCCAUCGUGCCAAGCAAUGCCCGCUGGGCGAACAAGGACGCGACGAUGCCACGCGGCGGUGGCCCGGAUGGCCGCGCACCCUGCUUUGUGCCCAAGGGCGCGUUCAUCAUCAUAUACCUGUUCGCCAUGUUCCGCGACAAGAACGUGUACGGCCCCGACGCCGACGAGUUCCGCCCGGAGCGCUGGGGAGAGGAUCUGCGGCCCGGGUGGUACUUCCUGCCCUUUAGCGCGGGUCCUCGUGUCUGCCCUGGCCAACAGUUUGCCUUGAUCGAGGCGAGUUACACCAUCGUCCGCCUGAUGCAAGAGUUUACUCGGAUCGAGAGUCGGGAUCCCAGGCCAUACCAACCCAGGAUUCGGGUCAGCGUUGCGAGCGCCAAUGGGGUGCUGGUUGGACUGUACAAGGACGAGAAGCCUUAG